AUGUGGCAAGAGUGGAGAAUUUGGGCAGGGGUACAGCAAGGUGUAAGAUACAACGCCGGGGGGGCUGAGGAGGUCGCAUUAGCCCCCAGCAGUGUACCCGAGCCGUCGGUGGGUACCAGCUUGACUAAUCUGCUGGAGGAGCCUCGCAGGCGUCAGUUGGCAGGAGGCCGCAUCCUGAGAGGGACCCGGGCUCGGCCAGCGGCCAUGGUGCAGGGAGGCCGCGGGCCGGGCCGGGCCGGGCCGGGCCGAGCCGAGCCCAGCGGCCGUCGAAGGCCGCCCCCAGCGCGCUGCCGCUUUGUCCUUGCUCGGCCCGGAGCACGCGCGUCCCCGGCCGCGGCGGGAGAGCGCCUGCGCGCCCCCCGGCCCGGAGUGAGGCGCGCUCCGGCGGCAGCCAGGCGGGAGCGAGCGCCACCUCUCCCCUCCCCCCACAACCCCGGCUCGCCAGGAGCUCCGCCGGCGGCGGCGUGGCAGCCGCUGCGGCGGGUGGAGGCGGGAGGCCGGAGGCUGCGGGCGCCCCCUCCUCAGCUCCCGCCGGCGCGCGCCCGUCGCCCCCCGCCCCGGCCCCCUGGCCCGCCGCGGGAGCCCGCGCCGCAGAGCGGGGCCCGCCAGCGCCACCCGCCGGCCGUGGGGCCGUACCGCGCCUCCCCCCGUCUCCCCCUGCUCCGGCUCUCAAUGUUCCACACUGCCCGGCCACAGAGCCGCCGCCGCCGCCGUAUAGCCCCCCGGCCGCCUCCGUCCCCUUCUCGGGCGCCGCGGGCCCGGCCCGGCCCCCCGCCAUCCCGCCCCUCCGACCCAGCAGCGGGACAGGACGCCGGCGAAGGUAAGGGAGAGGCGGGCGAGGCGGCUGCCGCGGCGGCUGGGCGAGCGCGGUGGGGGGAGGCGGGGAGGAGGCGGGGGGGCUGGUAG
Molecule: messenger RNA, 906 nt
Organism: Indicator indicator
Lineage: Eukaryota; Metazoa; Chordata; Aves; Piciformes; Indicatoridae
Product: basic proline-rich protein-like
Exons: 2
Coding region: 1-906 (301 amino acids)
Source: RefSeq, a predicted model, not a curated record